UCCUCUUCUAUCAAUUAAUAAAUGGAUCAAUCAACACAUAUUUUAUAAAUGUGUAAAAGAAUAUGUACAAUUCAAUAAAUAUCUACAGAGCAUUUAAUCUGUAUCAAGCCCCGUGCCCAUGUGGAAGAGAUACAACAAUUAACGAGAAUUGACUGCCUCAUUGAAUUUACAGUCUGCCCAAAACCAACCAGUAAACAAGUAAUUGCAAUGGUGAUCCAAAUGAAAUGUCUUUAAAAGUUAAAUGGAAUUAAUACAAAGUUCACAAGGGUGGUGAUUCCCAGGCUUUCUCGAAAUGUACCUCAUUUUCUGGCACACUUACCACUGAAGGUGAAUUCUCCUUUUAACAAGAAGAAAAUUCUGGUGGAGAGCUACCCAACAAGGAAAGGACGUGUGGCUGUUACGGUAGUAACAUUUAACAAAACCAUGGCCAUGGAGGAAAUUAAACUCACACAGAAUGUCCAUAAUGAGGCUCUGAGUGCUGAUGUUUCAGACAAGAAGAAGGGAGGCAAAUUCCAGCCUUUUAAGAAGUUGUUUGGCAAAAGGAAAAAGAAAGACACUUCGAUUUCCCAGGAGGCGGAGGCAGGAAGGAAGAGCCACGCUCCCCAGAGCGUCAGCAAUGGCACCUUCUCUUCGGAUGAGGAGACCCUGGAGGACAGCCUAAGGUCCUUCAACUAUUCUAUGGGAGCCCGGGCGUUUUCCCAUGACAGUAUUUUUAUCCCUGAUGGGGGAGCAGAAAGUGAGCAGACAGUUCAAGCAAUGUCACAGGACAACAUCCUGGGCAAAGUCAAAACUCUUCAGCGACAGUUGGGCAAGAACAUCAAGUUUGGGCAGCCGCCGCCCAGUGCCACUCCCAUGAAGAGGGCAGACAGCGGGGAGGCCGGCCUAGAAGGGGACCCGCUCCUGGCCAGUCCCACGGAACCUGUGACUCAGCAGGACCUCAUCCUCCCAGACGCCGAGAACAAAUCUAGUGACACACCAAGUUCUCCGAGUCCUCCGAAUCCGCCCGGAGCCAGAAGUGAGAUGGAAGAGAAGGCAGCUCCAGCUAAACCUUCUCGGCCAAAAAGGCACUUCUCUUCUGCUGGCACCAUCGAAAGUGUCAACCUGGAUGCCAUCCCCUUGGCCAUCGCUCGCUUGGACAACAGUGCCGCCAAGCACAAACUGUCCGUUAAGCCAAAAAACCAGAGGGUGUCAAAGAAGCACAGGCGACUUGGACUUGCCGGGGCUCGACUAAAUGAACAAGGAGGCCUUCCGAGCCAGCUGUCCCUGGACCAGAACGGACACCCUGGAGAAGACAAGCUGAUGUGGCACGAAGAGGAGCCGGAGCCUCUGGACGCCGAGGAGAAGAGAUGCCAGGAAGAAUACUGGCGAGAACUGGAGGCCAAGUGCAAGCGGCAGAAGGCGGAGGCAGCCGAGAGGAGACGCCUGGAGGAGCAGAGGCUCCGGGCCCUGGAGCAGCGGCUUUGGGAAGAGAACCGCAGGCAGGAGCUCCUGGAGGAGGAAGGAGAAGAACAAGAGGAAGAGGAGGGAGAAACACAGCCAGUGGCAGGGAAGAGGCAGUGCACAGAGGAAAGGCGGAGGCUGGACGAGCAAGGUAGCCCAGCCCCAGAGUGCAGGGAGCCAGCGGAAGGCGGGCCCCAGGAAGCUGGAGAGCAGGAGACCCCGGAGGAAGAGGCUGAGCGGCUGCAGAGCCUCGCGCACCAGGAGCUGGAGGCGCGGAGCAGACAGGAGGCAGAGAAGCGGCGGCAGGAAGCAGAGGAGAGAGAGUUGAAGGAACUCAGGAGACUGGAGGAGCUGGAGGAGCAGAGGCGGCGGGAAGCGGAGAAGCAGCGGUUGGAGGAAGAGGAGAGGAAGAAGCGGGAGGAGGAGGAACAGAGGCUGCGGAAGGAGGAGGAGGAGAGGAAGAGGCGGGAAGAGGAGGAACAGAGGCUGCAGAAGGAGGAGGAGGAGAGGAAGAGGCGGGAAGAGGAGGAACAGAGGCUGCGGGAGGAGGAGGAGAGGAAGAGGCGGGAGGAGGAGGAUCAGAGGCAGCGGGAGGAAGAAGAGAACCGGAGGAAGGAGCUCAGAAGGCAGGAAGAGGAGGAGGCAGCAAGGAGAAGGGAAGAGCUGAGAAAAAGGCAGGAGGAAGUGGAGGCGCAGCGGCGGCGGGAAGCGGAAAGGGAGCCUCAGGGAGCACGGAGAGGGGAGGAGAGUGGGCUGGGGGCGGACGACAGGAGCCCGCUUCAGACGGCCUGUGCAGGGGAACCAGAGCUCCUGAAGCCGGACAAGCAAAGAGAGAACGCCGAGGCACCAAGGGCCUGCGGGAAGCAGAGUCCCGAGGCUGAGCCCCCCGGAGAGCCGCAGGCGCAGCGGGGGGAUGCUCGCGGGAAGGAUGGGUGUGCGGGCCCGGAAGAGAGAGGCGAAGCCCGAACACCCCCUCCCCAGAAACCAGGGGCGUGCGGGGGCGAGGCGCCGGCCCGGGACAGAGACCGCAGGGUGGAGGAGCUGAGGUGGCAGGAGGUGGAGGAGCGGCAGACCAUGCCCCGGCCCUACACUUUCCAGGUGUCCUCGGGAGGCAAACAGAUUCUCUUCCCCAAAGUCAACCUGAGCCCCGUGACGCCCACGAAAGACGCGGGACUGGCCUCGGCUCCCCACCAGCCAAAGGGCCCCCGGGCCAGCCCGGCCCCCCACGCCCUGCCCUCGUCGCUGAGCAUCCCCCACACGGCCAUCCUGGUCACGGGGGCCCAGCUGUGCGGCCCCGCCGUCAACCUGACCCAGAUCAAGGACACGGCGUGCAAGUCUCUGCUGGGCUUGUCGGAGGAAAAGAAGCACGGGGACGCCCCCACCCUGGACCACCCACCCCGCGCCCCGGCCGACCCCCGGACUGGCGGCGGCGGGAAGGCCAGGCCCCCCCAGGAGUCGGCGAGCAGCGCGGCUGCCCUGGCCGAGUGGGCGUCCAUUCGGUCCCGCAUCCUGAAGAGCGCGGAGGGCGACCCGCGCGGCAAGAGAGACCAGCCCCCGCCUGGGGAUGAGCCCGCGCCCCGGGGCCGCAGUGACUCCCGGGGGACCCUCCAGAAGACCCCGCCAGGAAACGCCAAGUUCUCGAUCAUGCCUGCCUGGCAGAAGUUCUCGGAUGGGGGCGCAGAGACCUCCAAACAGAGCGCGGGAGCUGAAAGCACGAGAAAAAGGCCCGGGCUGGGAGCCAGCGACCAGACAGCGCCCCCGCCCCUGGCUGCUGAGAGCGAUGAGCCCCAGAAAGGCCCAGAGAAUGUGGGGGCGUGCCAGGAGCCAGCAGACACCACCGAGGGCUGCAAAUUUGCCAAAGACCUUCCAUCCUUCCUUGUUCCGAGCCCUCCGUACCCUCCGCAGAAAGCGGUGGCCCAGGCGGAGCCCGUGACCGCGUCGGGCAGUGAGACCGCCAGUGGCGCAGGAAAGCCGGACGCCGCGUUGACAGGUGGGGAGGAAAAAGCCUCCUCACCUUUUGGAAUAAAGUUGAGAAGGACCAACUACUCCUUGCGCUUCCACUGCGACCAGCAGGCAGAGCAGAAGAAGAAAAAGAGGAACAGCAGCGCUGGGGACAGUGCAGAGGGGGGGCCGCCGGCACCAGCGUGCACGGAUGGAGAGAAGGCGGCAGAGGGUGCACCGGCCCUUAAGCGUGGCCCAUCCCUCCCCGCAGAGAGCAAGCAAGGCCCCGGCAGCUGGAAGGACUCUGCCGUAAGCCCUUCCAGCCCCCCUCCCACAGCCCAGCCUGGACCCUCACCGGUCAGCAGCCAGACCCCGGCCCCGGAGCACACCAAGGCAGCAAACAGAAUGCCGAUGGCGCAGAAGCCAGCCCUGGCGCCCAAGCCCUCCGGUCAGACGCCACCGACCUCCCCGCUUUGCAAGCUGAGCAGGCCCUACCUGGUAGAGCUGCUGGCUCGGCGGCCGGGGAAGCCUGACCCGGAGCCCAGCGAGCUGUGCAAGGAAGGCCAGGAGCGCCGUGAGCCUGGGCCACGCUCGCCACCACCUCCCAGGAGGGAAGAGAAGGAAGAGGUGGAAGCAGAGAGGAAAGCUGCUGCCCCUGCUCUGUCUGCAGCCCCACAGGAGAAGCCUCCCCAAACGCCCGAGGCCGGGAGGAAAGAAAAGCCGGUGCUUCAGAGCAGACACUCUUUAGAUGGCUCCAAACUUGUGGAGAAAGUUGAAACUGCGCAGCCACUGUGGAUAACGUUAGCCCUGCAAAAGCAGAAGGGGUUUCGGGAGCAGCAAGCGACUCGAGAGGAGAGGAAGCAAGCGAGGGAGGCCAAACAGGCAGAAAAGCUCUCCAAGGACAACGUCAGUGUCAGUCCACAGCCAGGAAGCAGCAGUGUCAGCAGAGCUGGAUCCCUGCUCAAGUCCAUGGCUCAUCCAGAAGACAAGAAGCCGGAGACAGCAGGGUCCAGGCUUGAGCGCAGAGAGCAGCUGAAAAAGGCCAACACCCUUCCCACAUCUGUGACAGUGGAGAUCUCUGAUUCGCCUCCCCCAGCGCCACUGGUGAAAGAAGUCACAAAGAGGUUUUCCACCCCAGAUGCUGCUCCCGUGUCAACAGAACCAGCCUGGCUGGCUUUGGCCAAAAGGAAAGCCAAGGCCUGGAGCGACUGCCCACAGAUUAUUAAGUAAAGAGUGACUCUUCUCCAUUCCUAUUCCCAGUUA
Messenger RNA from Myotis lucifugus (little brown bat), 4644 nucleotides. It is a transcript of the gene CRACD, whose product is annotated as KIAA1211 ortholog. The record is from RefSeq and is a predicted model, not a curated record. NCBI's taxonomy places the organism in Eukaryota, Metazoa, Chordata, Mammalia, Chiroptera, Vespertilionidae. Gene Ontology annotation, biological process: maintenance of gastrointestinal epithelium; negative regulation of barbed-end actin filament capping. The transcript is spliced from 12 exons. Bases 424 to 4611 code for a protein of 1395 amino acids.